Schistosoma haematobium is the source of this 28957-nucleotide messenger RNA. Its product is annotated as SRSF protein kinase 2. Lineage: Eukaryota; Metazoa; Platyhelminthes; Trematoda; Strigeidida; Schistosomatidae. Gene Ontology annotation, biological process: protein phosphorylation; spliceosomal complex assembly; regulation of mRNA processing. The record is from RefSeq and is a predicted model, not a curated record. Gene Ontology annotation, molecular function: protein kinase activity; ATP binding. The transcript is spliced from 5 exons. Bases 8274 to 10169 code for a protein of 631 amino acids.
CUAAUCUGUACGUUAUUGUUCUUUUUCUUUUUUUACGUUCCCUACCUUUUUCCCUACUCUUCAAAUCCUCAUUGUUUUGUGUGGUGCAUAUGUAUUUGGUGCCCUCUUGUACCAAUAUUUAUGUGUUCAAAUAAAUAAAUAAAUAAUUUUUUAGUUACAUCGGACUUAUUCAUUGGUAAGUCACUGCUAAACAUCAGCGAAAUCUAUGUAGGGUUUUGCACAUCUUUUUUAGUCUGCUACCCAAGUUUCUCAAUUAUAAUGUGGAGGAAUUAAGUGGUUAAGACAUCCAAGUUUCCGCACUAGAUCUCAGGUUCGAACCUUCUCUGUUCACUUCAGUCUGGGCACCCGAAUAGUAUCAUUAUUCAUCACAGAUAAAGUGUAACAAGUCGAGUACAUGAAUCUACUUAAUAAAUUAAACAAAUCCAUGAAUCUCUAAUUGAUUGAUGAUUGAGUUAUAACCAAUGCCAUGUACGUCAAUUUUUUUAGUGCUGAUCGAAUUAUAUUAAUCAAGUUCAUAAAUUUUAUAGAUAGGAUAAUAAAUACCCUUAGUAGGUUUUAACAUAUGCUCUUCAAAUACUGUUGAACUCCUAUCCAUUUUCUUAUACAGUGAGCACUGCACCCAAAGAAAAACAAGAUAACACGAAGAUGACAAAAAGUCGCAAGCGCCGUCUAAAAAAGCAACAACGAAAACAACAAGCACUUUUAGAACAGGAACUUGAUGAAUUAGAGGAAUUGGAAUCACAGGAGCAUGAACGUCGUUUGUUGGAUAUGGGACUGAUUCCUGCUGACAAUGAACAGAACCAUGAAAAGCCAGAACAAGUAGAUGAAAAGCCUAAAAGGGACUCAGAAGUAUCCCCAGAACAGUCAUACUCGAAUGAGGCUAAUACUACUCCCCCAACAGCAGACUCAUACAAUGCCAGUCCAAGCAAAGAUUGUCAUCCUACUACAAAUAACACUGGUAAGUUACUGUUUUAUUCAUUCUAUCUGUAAAAGACAACUAAGUUUCAGUCGUUUCAUAAUUGUCGAAGAAAUUACUUACGGCUAGAUUUUAGAUUUGUAAAGACUUCAUGAUAGUGACUUGCUCUAUGGUCGUCUUAAUAGAUUCUUAGUGUAUCAUUUUAAGCUUUCAGUUGGUUCCUUCUAUGUAUGGUGUAAAUCAGGUGUUACGUAGUAGACCAGUUUGAAAGCUGAUUUACAUGUGUUUAAUAACCAUAAAUUCAUUUUUUAAAUAAUUGAAGAUUAAGGGUCUCUUGUGUAACUGCUGAGAUCAAUGUCUCCACCAGUAAAAACAGUGAAAAUAACAAUAGGUGGACCGAACUGAAGUAAGACUAAUGUCCUGGUUUUUAAAAUCGAUAGAUACCAUCAAAUUUAAUUUUGGAAACAACUGGCCAUUGAAGUGAGCACUGAUGGAGGAAACUUUUAGUUGCGACUACUUCAUUUUAAUUACUAAUUGCUGUUAGCAAGUUAACUCAUUUGUUUGUUUUAUUUUUCACUCAAUUUCCUGAUGUAAAGCUUAACAACCUAUACCUAACACAAUGUUCCUUUACACCAAUGUACUGUUUAAGUCGGGUUCGUUUUAGGUUUUAGUACUGUGUUGUUCUAAAGUAGAACCCAAGUAUUAGUCAUCGGAAAUUUCACGAAGUUUAGUCCGGAUUCAUCUGUUUAUCUUCAAGUCUAGGAUCGGUUCUAACUAUUGAUCGACUGUUUACUUUUAGCUUUAUGACAACGACAAAAUUCAUAUUUAAGAGCUAAUUGUUAGCCAUCACAGUUUAAUUAAUUAAUCUGGCAGUAAACGAUCUCAUUGAUGUCUUAUUUGUUUGUCUGUAUAUAAUUUUUUCAAUGAAAAGUAAUGUUUGAAAUGUCUACGUUAAAACUAUUGUGUUCAUAGGUUUUUGUAUAUUUUGUGAUGUAACAGUCAUCAUAUAGAUUGUUAAUAAUCUAUCCCAACUUUUGAGUCAUCUUAAAAUUGGUUAAACUGCUGGUAUCAUGAAUUUACUUUCAAUUUUUCGGAGGCUGUCACGUUAAAAAUAAGUUGAAUAAUUAAAUUUAUAUCUCCUGACAAGUGGCUCUUCUCACAAAUCAGUUCUAUGACUUAACUGUUCAUUUUUUCCUUGCCUCGACGAUAUCUAACAGUUAGUAAUGCUGUAAUAUCUAAGUCCCAAUAUUCGUUCUGUCCUAUCCAGCUGAAGUAUUAUUUUGCAAUCAAACUUAAUGGUUUGCAUAUCCAACCGAAUCCAGCAAUAUAAUCCGGUCUAAGAACAGCCAUCGUGGUUCACCUUACACCAAAGAUCUCUGAUAUUUCGUUAACUGGUUAAGACCAUUCAUCUAAACUAUUUGACGAUUUCACCUCAUCAGUAGUUUGAGCAGUUCAACUUCGAAAAUUCUUGUUAUCUAUUGUUAGUUUGGAUGUGUAAUCAGUUUUCCAACUGUUUUACCGUUAUUGGUGGUUUUUGUUAUUUCUUUAAUCGACAAUUUAGUGUACAUGCAUUACGUGCAAAUAAUUUAUUCUUUAUGAUGCCCACCUAUUGCCCAUUUUACUGGAUCAACUGUACUUAAAACUUGUUCGCAAGGCUUGUUACUGUGAACACUCAUAUUACAGGAAUCAAAAAUACGUUCAUUUUCAUAAAGUAGCUGGCACUCAUAUAGUGCUGAAAUAUGCAACGCGAGGUAAAAAAUUAGUUUUCGACCUCCUUUAAUUCCACAUAAACCAACGAAAUCACGUAAACUCAAGUCCCAUGACAGAACUAACAUUCCCAAAAUCAAGUGUUCAAACAAGAUCGAAAUUCUUAUUAUCAGCCUUUUUCAAAAUAACAUUCGAAUCGCUUCACACCUCGUCUUAUUUCAGUUAUAGAAAAACUCAAAAAUCCCAUUAAAAGAAACUAGUAAUAAAAAGAUUCAACAGGUAUAUUGAGGCAUAUUUAAUGAGAACAUUUUCUCUAUCACCGAAACUUCUUGUCAAUAACUCAGAUUGCUUAACCCUUGAUCAGACCACUUACUAAGACUCCAUCAUCAUGUCUACAAUGUAGCCGCCUAGCAUACAAGUAAAAUACAGACCACCUAGUCAUCUGGUUAAGUGGAUAUUUAAUUACGGAAUAUAAAUCCCCGGUAAUUGAUUGGAUAGUAAUAUUCAAAUUUUUAGUGCAUAGCUUCAUUGUCUCUUACAGAUCUGUAGGUCGUGACCGUAAAACAGCAACGUCAAGACUUGCUUGCUUAGAUUGGGAAUGAAGAUUGCAGCUAUAUCACUAAAAAGUUCAUUAAAAGAAAUAAGUCUAACAGGUGCUUUAACAGAACAACGACUUAAAGUAAGGAAUACUACUUGAUCGUCUAUGUAACCCAUUAGAGAUGAUAGGAAGCUCCCUUAUUCUGUAACAAUUUACUUCCAUGAUAUAAUGAUAAGCAAUAUGUGUUUCCAAAUCUGUUCGUCGCAAUGUUCGUAUAGCAACUACCCUCAGGUGUUCCAAGAAAUCGAUUUUUUCUCCUGAUAAGCUUCCUAUUCCCGUUCGUAGAAAAAGCAUAAAAACCCUUUCUUUCUUUGUUUUCGCCUGUUCUGGUAGUUGGUGCAGUGUUUAUGGAUACUGCGCGUGCUGUUGUCUCGGUGUUAGGCUACGCAACCUCCAUCCCAUUCAAGGCUUGCAGCAGUAUUUUGGAGGACAAGACAGCUCCCAUUAAUAACCCUCCUAAGAUAUCGUCCACUCAAAACGACGAGCAAAAUCUUUCAUGGUUAGGCAAUCAGAAUGGUGUCCCAGGUUUCAUCAGUUAUGGAGACCCCAAAAUUAAGAUUCCUAGCCCACUUCAACCUGGACAAAAGCGUACAGCUUCCAUUUCUGUCGACUUCACUCCAUCUGAGUCUUCAACUGUCUCCCAUGCAGAUGUUUGCAGUUCUCCGCCAUAUCGCUUAUUUGCCCACCUUGCUUUCUCUCCUCUGGCUGAUCGACUAGUCCGGAAGUUAUCCUGGCCAUUUAUCUUCAGGUCACCCGACGUCUCUACAAAGCCACCGUGUAAAAAUGACACAGACGAGUCAAAAGAUCAUACUAAGCAUAAACAGAAUAAGGGUCCAACUGACUUGUCGGAAGAAAGUGAUCAAGUAAGUCUUAUAAUAUUCCUUAUCAAUUGUGGUAUAAUCUUCACUCUAUCAGAUAAACAAAACAUUCAUCUCUGUAGCUUGUGAUGCAAUUUUUGAAUAUAUAUCAAAACUAAUCACACUAAAUGUCAAAAGUGCCUCAGUAAUGCCUGUUACUAAAUCACUGAAUAUCCAAUUUUCUAAUUUUUAAUAAGCGGUCAUAUUUCAAACAUUCUCCUACUAAACUGGUAUCAAAAGUCAUGUCACAAUCUUAUUUGCAACUGAUUAGUACAGCAGUGUGCCAAAUUUUGAAUCAUAUCAUAGGAUUUCCGUAAUUAACUCAUGGACCUAAAACCAGGUCAUAUCUUACAAUUAAAACUACAACCCUUGUCACAGAUGGUUGUAAUACGUGGAUACAUGUAGCUUGUCAUGAUUAUUAUUCACCACAAGGCAACCACGUCUACUCAAAUCUUUUCAUUCGCUUUGAAACUGAACGAAAAUUGUGUUAAGCUAAUGCUUAAUGUCUUAAAUUUAAUCUAUUUAUUCUCUGAAGAAGUGGCUUACCACUGAGUCACGAAACGUCGGAAAAUCUGAUUUUUCUUCUACUCAUUUGGGAUAUUACAAAUAUGAUAACUUAUUUAUAAUGCCUUCAGUGGUUUCAAAUUUGUGUAUUCAAGUUUAUAUCUAUUUAAGAAAUCAAUGACCCAUGUGUUGAUCCCCGUGGUAGAUGAGAGAAACUAAGAUCACGUCUCAGGUUAGACGAAUAAAGCUAGCCUCACACAACAGUCACCCAUAGAAUUAUAUAUAGAGUUAUACAAGAUCUAUCAGUCAUCUUUGUUGUCUCCUGAUCAAAUCUAUAUUCUAUCUUCUGAACUAUCCAUCUAACCGUCGAUAUCUUUGUGUACUUUUAAUUUACAUACAAUCGAUUAUUCGGCUACAGUUUAUAAGAAAAAUGCGUCCUUGCAUCUGAGGUCGAAACGUUAAAAUAGCUAAAAACACUUUAACUAAAUACCAGUUCCUUUUUAGAAAAUCUAAACGAUAUGGACUUUAAACAGUAAAGUAUUAACUGGGGACCAAAUACAGUAAUUAUCUUAUGUUGUAAAUCUAUAAUUUUAUAUACUCAUUCAACUUACAACGUAGAGUUAAUCAUUUAAUUAUUGAGUAGUCAAAAAACUUGGAUUUCUUUCUCUGCUCUUAAUGCAGUACCUAUUACUUACAACUUAUUUUCAGAUCGAGGUAUUGCUCUAUUUUGUGAAAUCAUUGAUUUAUUGAUUUGUGUUGCAUAGUGAAUUUCGGAAUUUUUGUUUGAUCUGUGAAAUAUUUAACUGGAUAUUGUAUGAUAUUGCCUUAAAUAUUCGAUUUAAGCACAUAUUCUUUAACAUUCUGAUAGCUUUGAAGUGUCAUCCCUUUAGCUUCCCAUUAUAAUAAUAGUAGUAAUCAUCAUUAUUUCCACUUCUUUGCUUUUAUCCUCGACUUAUUGAUACGAAGUCUGGGAUUUUAGUUUAAUGCUGCACCUAGUUCAGACGUUUUUUAUCUAACCAUUAAUCCAUAGACGUCCAAAAAACGUGCUAAUUAAAUAAAGUCAAGCGAAUAAAUAAAUAAAAAUUUUGAGCUCACAAAACUUUAGUGUGCUUCAGAUUAGUCAGGCAUUCUGUUCUAUUUGGCGUAUGAUUUGUUGAUUGAAUGUUUCAACAUACGGUUAGAAAUCGUAUUUAGAAAAUGCUUCCACUUGAUCCAUAAGUAUUGAAGGUGUAGGCUGUGGAGAUUUUUAGCGUUAGUGUUGACAAGGAUAGACUAUGAUGAAGGAAAAAGAUAGUCCAUUGUAAGAAUUAACAUGUUUCUGAAUUAUUGUGACUGGUCACGCUUGGUUUUUUUCAUUUUUAUAAUUAUCUUCAAAUUGGUUUUCAUUUAGUUUAUACAAGAAGACAACGAAAGUGGAGUGGCUGUUCGUCGUCGAGUUAAAAAGCUUCCAGAUCAUUCUGGUGCUGCCGAUGAUAAGGCUGAUAUUCCACUGGCUCCUGUGACUGAACCACAGAAAACGUCAACUACUGGUAAUCGUAGGUCCGUAAUCAUUCAACCAGAUGGGCUUUUGGCAGCAGCUGCAGCAUCAGUGAUGUCUAGUACUUCUCAUUCUCCUCCGGAGUCCUCAGCAAAAGAUGAUCAAGGUCAGGUCAAAUCGAAUUUCACGAACUCGAGGUCAAACGGAACUGAAGGAAAUGAAAGGAAACUUAAUUCGGAGUCCAAAUCAAGUCUGACAGUAAACAGUACUGGUGAAGGUAGUUCCAAACGGUUAAGUUUGGUUACACCAUCUAAUAACAAUGCAGUUUCUGGUCAAAGUGUUUCAAACAAACGUCGAUCACUGCUUUUCGAAACUGUGAUACAUGAACCUGAUGCCAGUAAAGAGGUGAAUUUUCCUAGCAAUCUUUCUUCCUCAAGGAAAUUGGUUGUAACUGAAGAUUUAGUAUUUAUAAUACUGGAAUAUCCACAUUUAAAGAGCAGAUGUUUUGAAAAAAAUUCUAAACAAAAUAGAUUGUUUUAGCACUUGAAAUUUAAUACAAUAGGUUUGUUUAAAAAAUUCAUUACGACAGUCAAAAUAUACUAGGACCCAAAACAAUUUUAUUACAUUAAAAUCAACUGAUCUAAGUUAGACAAUCAUCAGUUAGGUACUCACAACGUAGAACCUAGUACGUUUAUGCAUCGGUUCAAGUUGUUAUGCCCCACUAGCAGAAAGGGAUGGAACUGCCAGGCCAAAUUCCAGGAUGGUGAAGAAAGUAAAAGUAUCAGUGGUAAUACAGAAGAUUAGAAAUCGGAGAUACUAUUCGAAAAGGAAUUAUAAAUUAGUGAAAUAAAGACAAAAGUUUUACGAGGAUUCCGAAACUUAGAAUUGAGAGGAAAAUGGAUACACCUGUGCCAUUUCAAAUAAAUCGAGCGAUGUCAUUCAAAGCCUCUUACCACUGGUUGCAAUAAUCACACUGACCCUAACCAGGUAAUCCAUACCUAUUAACAUGGCUCAGUCUAAUUGUCAAUGAUUUCAUGAACUGAUGCCACGUUUUGGUUUGACCACCCCUCGCUUUCUUCCAACUUACUCCUAUACCAGAAAACAUCGCCCGUCGAGGUAUGGAGUGGUUGGGGAUACGUGACACAUGUCCCGACUACCUCAGUCGAUAGAGAUUUACUACCUCAUCGAUCGAUUUCCCAUCUUUACCUAAUAUACUAUCCCUAACACAGACAUUACUUACUCAGUGGUCCGAAGACACCUAUGAUCGAAUAUUAGUAACCUACAAUUGUCUUCUGUGUGUAAUGGCCACGUUUCGCAGUCAUAAAGCAGAACAAAGCGAACUGCUGCGCAUCAAACUCGCCCUUUAUUUGUAAAACAUAUCUCACCUAUUCCACAAAUGACGCAAGUUGCCAAAAGCCAAUCGAACCUUUUCAAUCCCUGCCGAGAUUUAGUCAGACACCCGACCACCAGUACUGAUACGUCCAACUACUUCAGUCCCUAUCAUUAAUUCAGGCGAUGACGCAAGCCAAUCCUAAUGUAAGAUUUUACAUUUGGAGGGGGAGAACCACAUAUCAAACGUACUUGCGUUGUUAUUCAAGUUGAUCAAACCGCAUCUUGUCAUCGUCUUCAAAUAGAACUAUAUCAUCUGCGCAUUCGAAGUCAACAAGUGAAUCUCUUGGUAGAUGAAUCUUUGAAAAGUUAGACUAUAGAGUAUUAUACCUAAUAGCAUAUCUGUGAUGUUAAAUAGAAAUGGGGAAAGCGAACAACCCCAACGAACACCAAUUUAAGUAACUAAUUCCGAUAACAUUUCUCCAUAAGCUCUGAAUCGACCAGUAGUGUUCGAGUAGAGUGAGCCUGUCCAAGGUUUAUGUACUUAUUUGGUACACCGUUGAAUGACAAACACUGCCACAGAACCUGACGAUCAACGGAGUCAAUCACCACCUUAAGGUCAAGGAAUACAACUACUGUUAAAUGUCGGAAAGUAUGUCUAUGUUCCAGAACCUAGCAAAGAGUAAGUAUUUGGUCUGCAUCCGCGUUCAGGUCUGAGACUAGCCUGGUUUUCUCUUCAUGAGCUCUAGUUGGACGUCGAAGUAUUAUUGAGGCUAAGAGUUUUAAACACUGUAUUAUUAGUAUAUGGUUAUGGAGAUUAGGUUGAAGGCGUUUCAAUAUAAUAGUUCACAACUUUCAAUUAUCUGAUAGUUGUCAGCUUGGGUUAUGGUUGUUGUUACUCUUGCGCAGGUGAAAUGCCGACUCGUUCUUUUAGAGUCAUUUAUUCGACUUUAUUCAUUGUACUGUGUUUUGUUUAUUCCGCAGCCGUGUGAUAUUGAAGUGAAAAUCGCCGAUUUGGGUAAUGCAUGCUGGACUUACCGUCAUUUUACUGAGGAUAUUCAAACUAGACAGUAUCGAGCCUUGGAGGUUCUCAUUGGCUCCGAAUAUGGACCACCCGCUGAUAUUUGGAGUACGGCUUGUAUGGCUUUUGAAUUGGCUACCGGUGAUUAUCUUUUCGAACCUCAUUCUGGCGAAGAUUAUACACGAGAUGAGGACCAUCUAGCACAUAUCAUUGAAUUAUUAGGCCCCAUACCUAGAAAUAUUGCUCUUUCAGGAAAAUACUCCCGUGAGUAUUUCGAUAAACGAGCUUGUUUACGUCAUAUACAUCGCUUGAAACCUUGGAAUUUAUUUAAUGUCCUCACUGAGAAAUAUGAUUGGCCACCAAGCGAAGCGGCUCUUUUCACCAGUUUUCUGGAACCAAUGCUCGCGUAUGAUCCUAAUAAAAGAGCGUCCGCGUGGGAUUGUUUACAACAUUCCUGGAUAACUGGUCAACCGUAUUCUCCAUCAGUUGAGGAAGGCCUACCAAAUCAUAUCCCAUUUGGAGUGAAUAUACCAGAUCCAUUGAUGGGUGACGUUUUAUCUAAUCCUAGUACAUAUUACCAUCCACAUGUCAAUCAACCAAAUAUUGUAGAUCCCGCAAACACUGCUGGCUUGUGUUACAGUCAACACCCACACUUAAAAAAGCAAUACCCGACAGUUCAUUGCGUUGCUCCACAAUCUAGAAACAGUCGUUCUGUCAACUACAUACCACCUGAACUAUCUUUCAGUGGAAAUGUCAACCCAUCUGAAUAUCACUUAUCUUAUGGUUCCGAAAUGGUUGUGGGUGGGGAAAGUGUGCCGAAUCGUAGUAUGUGUGUACCAGAUUCUCACUUUCAACCGUGGUCCUCAAAACUCAUGGGCUCAAAACGACUAGAUGUUGUCAGCAAUGUGGACGGCACAAUAAAUUUAGAUCCUGUUCAUGUUGGAAAUUUCAUACACAGUCUACCAGAUCUCAGUCCUGCUCCUAGCGAUGACGAUUAUGACGAAGAAGAUGACGAUGACGACGACGAGGAUGAUGAUGAUGAGACCAAAGAAGGUGAAGAAGAUGAGGAUGAAAGCGGAGAUGAUGAGGAUCCUCGGAUGCAUUCGUUACACCAUCAUCAUCGUCAGCAUCAUCAUCAUUCUCAUUAUUAUGGACAUCCAUCUAAUGCAUCAUCUGUUUAUCAAUUUUUGGAUCCCCCUCAUAUAAUGCCAGUAGAAUCUUCUGAUCAUUCUCAUUAUGCUGACCCUUUAGCUAUGGCAGUAGCUGCUGGACUACCACCUAGUAAAGCUGCUAUACUAGCUUAUGCAGCACAAGCUCUUGGACCAGAUACUGUUUGGGCUGGUUUAGCUGCAGCAAAAAAACGUCAACAACAACAGCAAGCGCAACCAAUGAAUAAUACAGAAGAGACAACUUCCGAUUCACUUACUAAUAAUGAUCAUGUAAUAUUAACUACCUCAACUAUAAAAACUGAUGAUGAUGGUACACCACGUAACACUGAUUCGUUGCAACAACAAAAGAAAGAAAUAGAUAAUGAAUUACAUAACAGUGGACUUGAUGUAGAAGAUGUAUCUAAUUAUUUCUCAACUUCACUUGAAGUACGUUCUGCUACAAGUUCUACAACCGAAGAUAUAUCUAAUACCCCCGACUAUGUGAAUAAUAUAUCAGAUAUAAGGAAUUUUGAUUCUGAAUUACAACGUACAGUGAGUGAAAAUAUCACUCAUCAAUAUACUGAACCGACAGAAACACUUACAGAAGCUUAGUUUUCAUAUUCCAAUUUAUCUGAUCUCUAUCUCCUGUUUUGUGAGAACCACCUAUAGGCUUUCAUUUUAUUACUCUUAUCUUAAAGCAUAUUCACUACUAUCUCAUAAAACAAAACAAUGACGUUUGUAAUUUGGAUGUUCUUGUUAGAAAAAGAUUUUCAUCUUAUUUAAUGAUGUCUAUUAUUAUUAUCAUCAUCAUCAUAUUGAUAUCCAUAAAUUGAAAGUUUGAUGAACACAUUCACUAAGUAGUAAUGGUGGUGUAUCUGCCAAUUAUGUCUUCUUUUUUGUUUUUAGUUUACAUUCAUUGUUUCCCUCGACACGUGGUUGGUUUUAUACAUCAUAUAAAACAAACAGCCUCGUAAACUUUCUCUUAUAUAUAUAUAUAUAUACAAAGAUGUUUCAAUGUACUUUUCGCUUUUAUCUAAUCCAACAUAUCUACCCUCUCUCAUAAUUUAUUUGAAAUAUAUUGCACCAAGAUCAGAUAUAAAACCUGAUAUAUAUAUAUAUAUAUAUAUAUAUAUUGGUUUUACUAACUACUGUACUAUUCUUGUCAAUAAUUUUGUCAUUUCUCUUCAUUUUUCCCUUCAUGUACAACAACCUGGACCUCUAAUUGUUUUAACAUUGCGAAAUUUCCAGUAUUUGUAGACAUUUCUAUCGGCAUAACCUAGGCCUUAUCUGUACCGAUAUAUAUAUAAUUCUCAUUUAGGUUAAUCAUUUUGAUCCUAAACAAGAAAAUACCCUUUGCAUAUUUCAUCGUUACAAAGCACCGCCCCACCCUUUUAACAGUCCAAUUGUACGUUUUAGUUGCUCAAAUUCUUUCUAGCAACUUCAUGCGGACUGUAUUGUAAACUAUACUCUUGUCAUUAGUUUUUUUGUGUGCUUCCAUUUUCACAAAAAUCGUUUUUUGUUUGCGCGCGUUUGUAUAUCUAUGAACAUAUAGCCACUGCUGCGCAUGCCGUCCCGUCUAUUGUGUUAUCAAGCGAGAGAGAGGCAGUCAGUUCUGUUUUGGAAACUUUUAAGAUUUAACAACUAUUUGCUAAAAAAGAUUAUUACUAUUAUCAUCACUAUCAAUACUAUCACUAACUGACAGCUGAUAUCAUUUUCUUUUUUUCAUUAUUCCUAUUUCUGCAAAACCGCUGAACUAUUCAUAUUUCAACAUUAGAAGACUUACUCAAAUAGUCAUGUUAUGCAUUUUGAAAUUAUGUGAUUUGUUGAACAUUACACUAAAACUAAUGUCAUAAAUAGAAAAUAUGUGAUCUAAUGCCAAUUUAUGCGACUCGUGUUUAUACUUUGUUCUUGUUGUAAGUAAAUAUUCAUAUGAAUGCGAAAAUGCCUUAAUUCCACUGCUAUUUCAUUUCUUUAUUAAUCCAUACAAUAAACAACCAAUGAUAGUAGUGGAACUUAUUAUAAACUAUUUGAAAAUAAUUGGUCAGUUUUUGUUCCUAAUUUUCAUAUAUAUAUAUAUACUAAGUUAUGCACAUACACGAGUACUCAUGUUCCACCAUUUGUCCCAUGUUUGAAAUCGUGUUAUAUUGCCGGAAAAAUUGAUGAUAAAUAUGACUUCGAAACUUUGUUAAGUUAGGUGUAAUUGUUUUUUUUCUUGUGUGAGUGUAUCUGUGUACCUACAUUAUCGACUAUCCUUAAACAGAUGUUCAAACGAAUUCAGUUGUACAAUUUACUUGGUCAUAAGAUUUCAUGAUAAUUGAUAACAACUCUGUUGCCAUUCAAGACUUCGUGAUUCGUUUUGUUUUCUCUGUUGAUUUUGUGUGUGUUUGCUCUAUCUUAACUAGUCAAUUGUUACCCUAAUAACUAUACUCCAAUCAAAUUGGUUCGAUCAUUAAAAUACGUCAUUUCCAACUGUGCAAGAAAUAGAUACGUAAAUCUGUCUUCUUUUUAUGAAUCUGGUUUUAUGGGAAUACUUAUUUUUUUAGUGGAUAAUGGAUACAUGUUCAAGUUCAAACCUGGUUAUAGUUAUCAGAAAAAAAUGGAUUUAUAUUGUGAAUGCUUUUAAAGUGGUAACGGAUUUUUAGUUCUAUACUACGUUUAUUCUGCUGUCUUUGGACGGAAUAUAUAUAAUCUAUAAUUAUAACAUGAUCAAUAAAGCCAUCACAUCGCGCUUGAUCAGAAAUAAAAUUAAUUCAGCUAAAUCGCCGAGUACGCGCUUGUAACCUGGACGUAAAACAACUUUUACUGUAAAGGCAAAUAAUGUUACUUAUUUAGUUUCCUCUGACAUUCCUCGUAAAGAAGUGUCAGCCCCCCCAACAACAUACUCUACCGGACCCUGUUCUAGACAAUCCUUUCCAGCUGCUAUUUGUCCUGAUGUCUUCUUCCUCUUCCGGAGGCCGUGUGCCGUUCGGUCUUCCUCUUUUCCGUUUCACUUCAACAUCCACUAUCUCCGUUUUUGUUCAACUUCACAGACCUACUGCUGGAAAUAACAUUCUCGUCGACUGAACUCUCGGCCAUUGAUCUCCUUCCAGGAGGUCCACUUAUGAACUAGAAUACGCAGAUGACAUAGUCUUGUUAGGUGAAGACCCUGAUAACAUUCAGUCUUUUGAUAGCACUGAUCAACAAUGCCAGGGUGUUUGGGGUGCGUUUCUUCCCAUCUAAAUGCAAGUUGUUGUCUCAGGGCUGGCCUGCGUCAACACCUGAAUUACGGAUAGGGAGUGAAGCAGUCGAACGUGUCGACAACGUCACUCAUCUUGGAAGUCUGAUCAGCCCUAAUGGGUUGGAUUCUGACGAAAUUUCUACACCAAUUCAAAAAAGCUCGUUUGACUUUUGCCGACUUGCAUCACCUAUGGCGAAGGUGAGAUAUCCAUCUAUCAAUGGAGGGACGAGUAUACUGAGCAGUAGUUCAUUCUGUUUUACUUUAUGGCUGCGAAGCGUGGCCAUUAAUAGUAGACGGUACUCGUAAGUUACUAGUUUUUGAUCGCAGAUGUCUUAGAAAUAUUGCUCGCACACAGUCACUAACGUCAAGUCUUAGCCAUGUUGGUAGAUGCAAACUACUUGGUCGGGAUCUGCGUGACUGUUUUAACCUAUGGUUGGAGACUUGGUGACAUGGCUCAGAAUCGAUUACAAUGACGUCUGUGUCUACACUCUUUGUCUUCUCCUAGACCGUGAAUUUAAAAUUGCUUUAUAUUUCUUUAUACGAGCUAAUUUUUUCUCCCUGUACUAUAUCAAUGUACACAAUCUUUCUUUUAUAUAUUACUGCUAUUGAAGUAAGUACUUCCAUAAAUUUGGUGUUCAUCUUGUUGUGCUAAUGAAAUUUGGAAACGUGGACCGAUGCAUAUAUGUGCCUGGUCCUAUGUUGUAACUGACUUGUGAGUUAAUGCUUGUUUUGAGAUGCUGUUUGGUGAUUCCCACAAUGUAUAUCCUAACGCCUCCACUGUCUUUUAAUUUCCUCUUCAUCUAGAAGCUGGUUUGUUCUCUCCCACAAUAGGUUGUUGCUGAUGGUAUCCAGCCAACGGUUAUUUCGCAUUCUGUGUAAAGAAUUGUUUAUAAAUUCUUGUACCUUCUUGAUGGUUGUGCUAGUUUUCAUAGUUUAGCUCCGUACAGUCGGACUAUCUUGACUUUAGUAUUAAAGAUUCUCAUUUUGAUGUUGGCCUGCAAACAGUUGUUAUGGGUUUUAUAAUGUCUUCAACUGUAGGAAUGUUGUUCUUGGUUUACUGAUUCUUGCCUUCAGUUCUGUAUCGUGUAGUUGCAUACAAGCUGUGCACUGUAUUCAUUGCUUCCCCUGCAUGAGGUUUUUUCAACUCAUUCAACUACUAAAAGAAAGAAAUGUCGAGAAUAAGCAGCCCUGUCUGAUACCCAUCCUCAAUUAGAAUGCAUAUCAGUUGUCCUUCGUGCACGACUGCGGAGUGGUCUGUUUUGUAUGCUACUUAUAUUGACAGACAUAAGUAGUAUGUAACCAGUCCGAAUUGGAAAACGUAGGAGCAGAAGGCUAAGAAGAUACGGAUGGGAUUGUGAACUUAAAGAAUCAUACAAAAUGUGAAGAAUGAAUAACGGAAAUUUGCGAAUGAAGUAUUCACUUUAUGGUUCAUAUAUGCUCUGUACUUUUGUAAUAAAACGCAAUUGCUUAUCCCUAUCUCUGUUGUUGUUCACAACAGUCCGUCCUAUGAAUAUUGUAUGACGUUCAUAAUCCUCUAUAAGUUUUCCUAUCCAUACCGCCAAACGCCUUACCAUAGUCAAGAAAGUUUGACGAAUUCCAUUCACGUGAUUGUUCAACGAUGAUCCGUAAUGUCGCCUUUUGGACUGCACAACCGAUCCUUACGGAAUCCUGCCUGUUACUCUCGAAACUGGGCAUCUACCGAACCUUCCAUCCGGUUCAGCAACGCUGUUGAAAACGUUUGUUCAGAUCGUGUUUCUUUGGUAUCCGGGUGAGGUGUGUUUCCAGUCACGUCGGCACGUGUUCCACCUCCCAAAUCUUCAUGAGUAGAACAUGGAGCAUGUUUGCAUUUAUUGAUAUGUUUGACUCUAGUGCUUCCGUCGGCAUAUUGUCAGGUCUCUGCUUUCCCGCCCUUGAUUUAUCUGAUGUCCAUCCUGAUUUAUUCGAUUGUUGGUGCGGUGAUAUCUAUAGGAAGGUCUGUGUGUGCAGCUUCGAUGUGCGGUGGGUUUAGUGUAGUUGGUCUAUUCAGGAGUUCCUCAAAGUGUUCCACCCAUCUGUUCUUCUGUUUCUGAAUCUCGAUGAUUGGCCUGCCUUCUUUGUCGUUGACUGUUCUCUCUGGUUUACUAUAUUUUCCUUACCAGUUUCUUCGUUGUGUCACAUAGCUGUUUGAUAUUUGCUUCUGUUGCAGCUUUCUCCAUUGUCGUUGCUAAAUCUUUCACGUAUUUCUGUUUGUCGGCUAUAAUGAUCUUCUUCAUUUGCUUGUUUGCUUCAGUGUAUUCGGUUUAUGCCUUGACUUUCUCUGUUCCUGUUCGGCUGUUGUAAAUUGUUAUCUUCUUAUUCUUCCUUUCUUGAAUCUUGUUCAGGGUUUUGAUAGAGAUCCAUUCCUUAUGAUGAUGCUUCUCGCUGCCCAGAACCUCCUGACACGUUGGAGUUAAUGCUUCUUUGAUCUCUUUCCAAUUGUCCACCAUAGUAGUUUCCUCUUCUUCUUUGAGUAGAUUUUGUAAUGCUUGGUAUCUGUUGUUGAGAGUUAUCUAAAGUUGAUUGAGUUUAUCAGUAUCUGGAAGGAAGUCUGUAUUGAAUGCUGUUUGUCUAGUUUUCUAGUGCUUAUUUCGCUUCAGUUUCAUCUUGGCAACCACCAGUUGGUGGUUAUCUAAAGCGGUGUAACUGAAAUCCGCAAUUUAGACAUAGUUAAAAUGAAUUGGUUAUUCUUUUUUAAACUAAAUACUUAUUAAUGCAAGAGGAUUUGUAGAAAUCGUAGAAUUUCCCUAGUUUAUAUCAUUGAGUUUAUCUUGGUUAGAUCACUACUGUAGACUGGUGAGGUUCAACCAUGGGGGGCCCGGAUUGCUCAGUGGUAACGUCUCUGACUGCGAUGCUAGGUGACACGGGAUGGAAUCCGUCAGGGCGCACCAUUUCCCUCAAGAUUACAGGUAUACCUUGUUGACGAGUGCCAAAUAGCACGAAAACCGGGUCCAAGGUUUCCGGUUGACUACCACCAACCUAUCUCAACAUAGUGCACGCAGCGUCCAGUCACCUAGACCAGUGGCCACAUUGUAACUUGGUCGAUAGCAUUCGAUCUGCACUAAGAAGGACUUGACACACAUGACAUUGAUCACCACACAGUGACCAAUCAACUGUGAUUAGUCCUAUUAUUUGCCCCCAAAUGCUCUGGUAUGACCGAGAGCGGGUUGGGCUCGCCCUCACUCUCGAAAUACUCUCACACGGCCACGCGUAUACAGCCUCUGCCAGGGAAGUCCUACUCCCUGCCUUCUCGUGCCGGGGGUGUUGUUUACGAAAAUGAGAGUACGAAAAGCGAAACCACGUGCAUUUUUCGUGGUAUGAAAGAAAUCUGCAAAGGGCUGGCUUGUGUUGGUCCUUCACGACUCCCUGGCUGAGGUCCUAGAAAUGGAGCAACACAGUGGCUAGAAACGUUAUCAGACCAGAAGCCAGUGGCGAUCCAGCUGUAACCUUUUACUUUCCUCGUAAAAAGUGGUUGCUUCUUCCUUAGCUGAAAGAUUUCUGAUUGUACCUUUUCGUUUCCCUCAUUAUUAUUAUUAUUACGCUACCUUACCUUAUUGUGUUCGUUAUUGUUCUUUUUUUAACGCUCCUCACCUUUUUUUCCUUCUCUUCAAAUUCCCAUUGUUUUGUGUGGCGCAUAUAUAUUUGUUGCCCUCUUGUACCAAUACUUAUGUGUUCAAAUAAAUAAAUAAACAACCAUGUGGGAUGUGAGGCAGUUAUCCACCAUAGGCGAUAAAUGAGGGUUGCGAAGCACUGUAAAGUGAUUGCAGUUAUACUUACACACUAUUGAACGCUUGUUCAGUGGUCUAGAAUUUAAACGUUUGCAUGAGACCAAAUACACCGGGUUCAAACACCUGAUAUGCAGUCGUGAAUGAACAUAGCUGAAGAGUUCCAUACUAGUACGAGAUACGAAGUACGGCGUACCCAAACACGAUCGAGUGCUGAUGCGUCACUGAGCCCCUUCUCCUGUGGGUAAAUCCAGCAAAUCUAACAAGAUCACUGUCAUUCUCGAUGACUUAGAGAUCCUUUUAUCCGGGGGAUUCGUGUUUAUCAACACAAAUAGCAAAAUACAAUUCCUAAAGUUUAGUUAUUUUAAUUGGAAGGUGUUAACAUCUGUAAAUGGUAUCAUAUCACGUACUAAUAUCUAAUGAAGUACUUUUGAAAACCACGGUAGCUAGUAACGUUGACCUGUAAGUAAAAAAUUUUCCAUGGAUUUUCGCUGUAUCUCCUACAAACGUCUCACAAUAAACAUAGUCGUUUACCCAUUAAUGUUCAACUUCAAGAUGAGUUUACUAAGUUUUUAAUAGGUAGUCAUGGAUGGUAGAGUUCUCCCACAAAUCCUAAUGCUUGUUCCAACUAGCUAUCCUAAAGUAGAAGUGUUUCAGAAGUCCCAAAAAUAUCUUUUAACGAGGCCCAGUAACAGACAACUCGCUGUCUGAUCAGCGUUGAAUAGAAUCUCCCCAGAAACAUUUAGACAAUACAUAGGGGUGUGCUACGGUUUUGAUUGGAUAAUUAACUAUGUGGCUACUACAGCUAGUAUGGUUCGAGAAGAUUCUAGAACCUCAGGGCCGUUUGAAAAAGUAAAAAUAGCCUCGCUUUUCUAUACGUUAACGAACUUUGGAGUAAAGCGUCCCUUCACACUUUCCACCUUUUCUCUUGUGUUCAAGUUGUGUAGAUUUAGCCUGCGGUUACUAGAAGGGCUUAGAAAAACCGAUUCAAACGUUCAGUUGGAAGACUUAUCAACAAGACUUUUAUUCCCAAAAUUUAGUGGAAGUGAAUAUAACUCAUGGGUUUAAUUGUGUGCGUCUUCACUGACUCAGACAGGGACAAAUAGACUCUAACAUAGUUCGAAUGAAGAACUCACACAGUCACUAUGGCGUACCCAUGCUUGAAGUCUUACCUACCAUACGGCCUUCAAACAUCAUGUGAUCUGCCUGGCGUCGUCAGCACUAUCACUUCCAUCUUUAACUGUAAGUUCUACUCUAUACAUUCAAUCGAGGUGAGGGCACAUCACAUAUUUUCUUCUUAUUCAAAUAAAAACAAUAAAUGGAGUUGGCAGAGGCACAUGAUUUCAGACAUCAAGUUUCAUUCAAGUCAUUUUAAGCCUUACAAUUCCUUUAAAAUUAUUUAUCACACAUCUUUAUCAUUUUACAUUAGUAUGAAUCGUUUACAGAAAAAAUAUUCUAAUCGAAUUUAUCUUGGGAAAUUCCUCUCGGAUCAUUUUUAUCAACAAACUAAUUUCCACUGCUUCAUUGCAAUUUUUUAAAUUCCAUUUGUCACGAAUUACCUCAGUCGAAGUAUUAUUGUAAGCGAAUCUCAACUGAAAUCAUUUAGUAUCGAAUGCAACAUACACAUUCCAUAACUCUUCACAACGCCUCAUCAAACAAACUUUUAAAGUUAGCUGAUUAAUGCUUUGCGUCAAGUUGUUACUAAUGUCACUGAAUGAUCGUUGAGCUAGAUGGCAAACUGAUUGAAGUCGUAAUUGUGCUAUGGUAUAACUAAUCCAUUUGUCUUGAUGUUCCAAAAUUCGAUCUUAGGUUUGACCUAUCAUGAGUGGUCUCAUAAUAAGACGAUGCAUCUAUCCAGUGUUCUCUGGUUCUUCAAAAUACCCAAAAUUAAGUUAUUACACGAAGAAUACAAUCUACAAAGAUGAUCAAUAUCCGCAAAACUCAAAACAAAUUGGAAUCACGUAAUAUUUUCUGAAUUCAUUUAUUAUUUUUAGUUCGCUCGUUUCUCUUCUCUCUUGUUUUUCUCAAACUUUGUUUCAUUUAUCAGACGACCGUCCGUUGAUUGUUUUUUUUAUCAGUUCCUAAUUAUAGUAACAGUAAUUAUAGUAAUUAUUAUUUAUUGUAAUUUUAUCAGUUUUCACAAGUGAUACGAAAGUGUGCGAUAAUAUCUCCAUUUUUAUUUGGAUACAUUUUUUCUGUCAUUGGUCUAUUUCAACUAGUCGAGGAACUUGCGAAAAAAUAAUUGGGGAAGUUAGUAUCACCAACUAUCUAACGAUGACAUUAAUAAAUCCGACUAUAAUAUAUGAUCGGUAAGGAUGGUAACUCGAAAAAUAAGUAACAUUAAGAACUGAAUUUAGCUAGAAACAACUAUUGAAAACUAGGAAGUACUGAACAGCAUUUGAUUUGGUCGGUAAUUAACACACUAGUAAACUGAAGAUUCUUGGGUCCGAUUUCUGAUGAACUACUAGAUUAUCAACUCUUGAGGACUUUAAUACCAAGCAGGGUGAAGCAGGUGUCUAGUGCUUCUUAAUGUUCGACCAUUUUCUCGGUAAUAACAGUUCAUGAUGUACACUGUAUGUCCAUUAACAAUAAUGAUAAUAAUAAAGCCUCUAAAUAAUUUGAAACCAAUUUUUAUCAAGAAAUGAUAUCAUUUGGAUAACUACUGUAAACAAUGAUGUACUUGAUAUCUUUUUCAGCCUUUUUCUGUAAAUCACAAGGAUAUUCAGUCAACACUUCACCAAGUUGGAGUUUGGAAGUUUUUAAACUCAUUAUUGAAUAACAGCAAUCGUUUUCAGUCAAGAAUUAUAUAUUCAUUAGUUGAAAUUUUAUCUUUUCAAAUUCUAUGGUAAUUCUGAGAGCAAAGUACCACGAGGUCUGCUGCAAUUCCACCUACGAAAAUAACCUUAUGUCCACGAGCUCUAAUACUGUAAACUCUGACUAUUGGUAACCCGCCCUUCGCCAAACUAUCAAUCAGAAAAACAGAUAGACUAACCAAUCUGCCUUGAAUCGGACCAAUGGAUUAUUAAUUUGGAUUUAUAAUUGUAGAACCCGAUAAGAAAUUAUUGAAAAGAAUAUUUUUCGUUCAUACAAUCGUGUUUUAAUAUAAUAGGCAUUUUUCGGCGAUUACAAUCUGAUAUGAAUGGUGAAAUAAAGAAGCCAUGACAAACAACGGAAGCUGUUGUUGAGGACAUUACUUCACUUAAUUCAAGGCUUGUAAAAUACUUAUAUUUAGUUUUAUCCCUGGUUUAUUCUUUAAACCUUGAACUUUCGUUAGACUCAUGAUUCACUGCCGUACCCUUUCCUAUUCCAAAGGUAUUGUAAUUUAAACGUAACUUUUUGUACUCAAUUUUUCUACCCUAAUGCUUAGUUUGGACAUAGUUGUAUUUUUCUGUUUGUGCGUAGUGGUAGUUUUAGUCAUCUAUGUAUCUGUAUAUCUUUUUACACUAUUUGGAACUAGGAAUAAAUCGGAUAGUGUUUCAGUUGGCUCGUUUUCUCUCUAUCUCUGGCUUUUCAACCACUCAUUUGAAAGAUUCAAAAGAACAAUACAAAAUGAAUUUAAACUUCACCCCAUUGCACAAGCUAGUGGCUACCAGGACUCAGUAGCUAAGUGGAUUUUGAGAUGGUGUUUGGAGCAAAUGGUACUGGGUUCGGGUCCCAGAGUGUACAUUAACUCUGGGAUGGAAGAAUAUUCGGCUGAUGAGUCACAAAUAGGACGGGAAGCGCAUCCUGGAUCCCACCUCUAGCCACCAUCCAUCAUUGCUUAUAAGGCUUAUGACUUAAGGCAGUAUCGCGGUAAUCCGCCAAUAACAGGCUGAUCAAUUGCAGUCCUAAACAUCAAUGGAAAUAUUUAAACGAACAAUACGAAAUGAAUUCAUGUGAAGAAUAGUUUUAUUCUCCCUGACUCGAGGUUGUUAUCCUCGAUUCGGACUCACGUAUUUCUAGUCCAAGGUUGAGCCAGUUAUCCUAUUGUGUCAAAGUCUUAACCUAGAUAGCGACGAGUGUAUUAUUGUGCAGACGUAUCAAGGACGUAACACAGUGACGUUGAAUUAUCUUGUAUCAUUUAGACUCAGAAAAUCACGUGAUGAAAUACAAAAGGCGGGACUACUACACACCAUAAAUAGAUCACGAUAGUUACAUAACUAGAAUGCCUGUGAUUUAACGUUGAGCAACGUCUUUAUAGUUGACUAACUGUAAUUUUUACACAUGAAAAAAUAUCUAAAUAAUCACUGAGCUAAAUAUAAGCAUACAAUUAGAAAGUAUGAGCAAUUUAAUUUCUCCAAACAUUUUUAAAAUGAGUAAAUGUCUUAGACAGUAUAUAUUCAUCCUUCAGAAAUAAUAUAUGUGCCCUAAUCAUUAGUACUAAUCUAAAUGAAACUUAGUGAAAUUCAGUUUCAAGUUCACAUACAUUCAAACAGUAUCGUCAAAAUUCCUAUCUAAUUAUUCUAUUCAUUAUAGAAUAGUAAUUUCCAUCUUUUUUUGUAGAUUGUCAUUGACGAUUACUGUUUACACAUUACUUUUUCUGUGUAUUCUUUAAAGUCUAACUUCAAUUGACCCAUGAUUUCAAUCUGUGAAAUUUCCAAAAUCUCCACAAACCCCCUCUGAUAUUAAUUUACAGAUAACCACCAUAGUGACUUAUUCAAUUUUUUAAAAAAAAGUCUAUUAGGAUAUUUUUGAUUUGUUUAACCACACCUUGAUAAAUUUGUAAUUCAUUAUUAUUAUUAUUAUUAUUAUUAUUAUUAUUAUUAUUAUUAUUAUUAUUAUUAUUAUUCUAGACAAAUGUAUCAUGUCUUCAGAAAAGCCAUCGUGUAACUUUUUACAAAUAUCUAUUCAUUAAAGCGAAUUAAAUGAUACAUUUAUCAUCAUAGACAGGCGUUGCCUGAAACAAUCAUUAUAAUAAUGGACCGGAAAAAAUGAAUACUGAACUGUUGUUGUAUUUAAGCUAAGUAUUCUUCAUACCACCUAACAUUGAAAUCUAUUGUAUACAAUAUCAUGUCAUUUAAACUAGCGACCACAUUUUAACUUACUCGAUAGAAUUUGGUUAAUGUCAAAGGACUAGAUAAAUAUAAUAUUGAUUACUACUUAGUAAUUAAUUAUUUUUAACAUUUAAUAAUUUAAUGUACUCAAGAUAUCAACUUUUGGUUUCGAUUAUCCGAUUAUAUUAACCUCACUCACCUGUAUUAUUGUAAUGCAUUGUUAAUUGCCUUCAUUAUUUAAAUGUAAGUAAAUCCUUUGUAUUUACUGAUUCGUCCGUUCAUCUUUUCGCUUGUUCUCCUCUCUUCUAGAUUGUCUCACAUAAAUUGCUUUUCACACUUUCCCUCAAUACACAGUAUACCUUCAGGCUAAAUGCAAAUGCACUAAAGACUAAACGUUGCAACAGUAGCUUUAUUUCAUCUACUCUUGAAUAUUCAAAUAAGCACUUGAAGAAUGCACAUUUUUUGUCGGCUUGUGAAUUAAAUGAUAGGACAUUUCCUUCCUUUUUGUAUGAACGAAACGCCUUAGCAUUAUUUUGAUUGUUCUCUAGGAUUCACGCGAAAUAUGCUGCGCCGCAAGUCUUUGUACUUGAGUUUUAAUUUAACUUCGAAAGCCAUCGUCCAGAAGAUACAAGUGUUUGUUGACAGCUGUCUACGCAAAAAAUACUUCGGAUCCGUUGGUCAGACACUAUCAGCAACAACCUAUUGUGGGAGAGAACAAACCAGAUCCUAGUGGAGGAAGAAAUCAGGAAGAAGCGCUGGAAGUGGAUAGGACACACAUUGAGGAAAGCACCCAACUGCGUCACAAGGCAAGCCCUCACUUGGAAUCCUGAAGGUCAAAGGAAAAGAGGAAGACCAAACAACACGUGACGCCGGAAAAUGGAGACAGACAUAAGGAAAAUAAACAAAAAUUGGACAGAACUGUAAAGGAAGGCCCAGGAUAGAGUGGGUUGGAGAAUGCUGAUCGGCGGCCUAUGCUCCAUUAGGAGUAACAGGUGUAAGUAAGUAAAGUAAGUUUAACUUAACACCGAAUGAUAUAAAGUGGAUCAGGAGUAUUCGAAUAUUUAAGUACCAAGAAUAAAUUAAGAACGUUAGUAUUUUAGAAUCGAAUUCGAUUGAGAAGCUCCAUAAUAACUUACAGCUUCUUUCACGGACUAAAGUGUGAUAUAUUCAGAUUUCUCCGUUGUGUUCGAUAUUAUUCAAACACUUAGUUGAAGUUAACUGAUCCACUUUGUUGAAUAUGUCUUAUCAGUCUAUCAAUUUAUCUAAUUUUUGUAUGAAAAUAUUAUUUUAUUAGUCCUGCUUUCUAUUAAAUUGUAAAUACUUUUCUUUUUUCAUAAUCAAUAUGUCCUUGUAUCGUAAUGAGUCAGCGGUAUUAUCCUAGACCUUAUAUUUCUGCUAUGCUUGAAGAGGUUACGAGUUCACCAAAUCUGAGAACGGAGGACAAAGACUCUGUGACACAAUGACAGAUAAGUUAGUUAUUCCGACACGUCGUAGCCCCUCUAACUAGAGAGAGAAGUUCAAGUUCGGAAGAGGGAAAUAUAUUCCACAAGCAGUCAGAAGUAUGAACAACCACGACAAGUCUAUUCAGAAAUACACUCAUUUAUAUGUUGAUUCAUACACUCAUUUCUGUUUAAUAAUUAGAAUAAAAUUACAUAUAUGAAAAAUAAGAAAUCACAUGUUGAGUAUAGUUCAUGUUAACCUAAUGCAAGAAUAUCAUAUAUCAUACGGGAAAACAAAAACAAAUACUAUACUGAGUAAUCAACACAUUGAAUUAAAACGGAAUUAAUGUUGAACAAAAAUCAUAAUGAUCAGAAGGGCUUUGUGGAGAUUUUAGAAAUUUCACAGAUUGAAAUCAUGAGUCAGUUGAAGCUAGACCACCAUGGAAAACCUGGAAGCUUUGGACGGCCGUUUCGUCCUAGUAUGGGACUCCUAAUGAGUAAAUCAAUCUAAUUUUGACUUUAAUUCCCAUCAUAUCAAUUUCAUAUUAUUCUGACUUGUUUUAUAAUUGGUCAUUUUUAUCUCUAACCAGUUAUCCCGAUGGUUAUGAUAUUUGAUCAUAGACAUUAAUUAAUUUGUAUCUUGAUUGUGAAAAACCUAUACUGUUGUUUUUUUAACAUUAUCUUAUGCUGUGGUUUAUUCUCAGUGUUUAUCAAUCAAUGUGGAAUUCCAUGGAUAAUCUCGGUUUCAUGAUGUUCAAUGAACAUUAAAUAUCACAGUCCAAGGUUGAAAAUUUAUUAUUAUUAUUAUUAUUAUUAUUAUUAUUAUUGUAUUUAUAUUUUCAAUACGUCGUAUUUUGUAAAAUUUUUAACAUUCUUGUUUAGAAUUUACUUGGAAUAAAUGACAGUUUGAUUUAUUUAUAUUCUAAAUUUGUACGUAGAGCUGCUCUCAGAUUGAAUAUCACUGAAACUGCUUAUCAUAAUAUAUUUGUACUGAUCAUUUGAAUUUUCUCAUCGAUGUUUAGGACUGUAGUCGAUCAAUUUCUUAUUGGUACAUGUGCAUCCUAUGAAGAUUGCUUCGAUGUUGACUAGAGAUGCUAAAAAGAAAGUGAUCAAUUGCAGUCUUAAACAUCAAUGAAAAGACUCAAACAGUCAAUACAAAUAAAUUAAAACUCGUCCCACUGAACAAGUCAGUGGCUAUUUGGAUUCACCAACUUAAUGGAUAAUAUGUUGCUGUUUGUAGUGACAGUACUGAGUUCGAGUCCUAGAAUUAACGUUAUCUCUGAGGUUCAGGCUUGUCCAGCUGAUGAGUUCCGAAUAGGAAGAAAUGUUUGACUGGGAUUUCACUGCCGACCACCACCCAACUCUGCUUAGAAAGUAUUUAUCAUAAUUUGUUCACCUUUUCCCAGUUAAUUCACUCCACUCGACGGCUACUACUCGGACCGGACCACUCCAACCAACGCCUCCUCCCUAGCCCCGCAACGGUGUCCACGGAACUGCUCACUUUCUGCCAAUUCUGUCAGCGACAUGAAAUAUAGAAGACUACAAUAGGCACGAUGCAUGUGUGUUUAUUAGGGGAUGUUACGAACUAUUUAGAUAAUAAAUUCACAUGGCCUUCAGGCGUUCAUUUGGAUCUUUCAGUGUGUUCUGCCAUCCGAACUGUCUUCUCGUCUGCUCUUUAAGAGUUCUGCCAACGCCAUGAUUUCGAUGCAUUGAAACUCUUCACUUCAUUUGACAAAUGUUGCAAAUUCGACGCCACGUUCCGCUACAUACUACUUAUAAACAUCCUUGUGAGAAGCGUCUACUACAAUAAUGCGACUAUCAUUUGUUACCAUUAGUAAGAAUUGAUUUUAGCCUUAACCUGACCAUAGAUUUCUUACUGAAAUGUUUGUUCAUCUAAUUUGAGUUGGUUUACUACCAAUCACGAGUGUUCACAAUGAUUAUCAAACUGUUUAAACCUUCAUAAACCACUUAACAGAUUGAUAUAAACACAGCCAAUCGCGGCUAGACUAUUAAAUUAGUGAUGUUAGUAAUUUGAUUGUGAAGUUUGCUUAUUGAUCAUGGGAUUGAUAUAUGUUGCAGAACAAUUGAAAAAUCAAAGUGUAUUCGUUUUAUGUUUCAUCCUAAUUUGCCACUAAUCAACAGCGCUCUAGAAUGAUCUUGAGAGGGAUUAUGAUAUACAUGCAGCUCAUUUGGAAAUCGAUAUUUUAAGUCAUUAUUAGUCAGUGAAAUAGAAAUCCUUUCCUACUUCAGAUUUCGAUUCACACUAUCACAUGGUCGGAAUAACCUUAUUAGGCAAUCUAUUUUGAGAGAGCCUAUACAAUUACGGACGAAUUUUGAGAAAUUCCACCCAAUCAGAAGACAGUCGGUAUAGAGUGAGAAUAUAUUAUAGUAAACCAAAAAAAUUAGGGUAGAUACACUUCUCUAACAUGGUUUAGGAACUUCUCAAGUUUAGAAAGAGGUUCUGCAGUUCUGAAAUCGUAAUCCAUACGGUACAGGGACUCAUCCGUGUGACUCUAUAAUAGUCGACCUCUGGAGUCAUGAUAAGGUCGCAAAGAUUCUUUUAGCCUCGACCACAGUGAUUCUAUAUUAUUGGUGUGUACUCCGGUGAUGGGGUCUACAAAAUGUCUCUUGUAAACGACGGCACGAUGUACCUAUUAAAGUGUAGAUGGGCAUCGAUAUGCUUUCCAGUCGUCUGUGUAUAUUGUGGUACCCGGGUCCACACGCUCUUGUAUAAUUGGUAUUAUCGUUGUAGCCUGUUGGUUACUCACACUCUGUAAGUGUUCCUUUUGAGAUAAUGCAUCAUAUAUACCAAAGGCCUGUUAAGCAUAUUUAAGGAAGUACUACUUACCCAGUCUUCUCUAACACCCCGUCCUCUUUUGGAUCUGCGUUCUCUACGGCACUCCCGAUUCCUCCAAAUGUCGGGUUCAAGCUUAUCAUCUUCAUGGAACACAAAUCUCGACCGCACUCACAUCAUUAUUGCUUACCAAAAAUUAAGUCUUCAUAGUCAUAGGUCAAAGUUUGUUUUAUAAUAUUCCCCUAGUUAGUCAGAUAUAAAGUUCUCUUGAUAAGGGAGGUGGGUAGCAAUUCUAUUUGUUCUUCAUAUGUGCUUUAUCUAUCUAUCUUAUAAAAAUUCGAUCAGUUAUAUCGGUUUGAAUUUAAAGUCUUUAUGUCUUCUAUAGUGGGCUCAGCAACUUUGGAUCACAUAAAUGAAACUUGGUAGAUUGUAUUUUGAAUUUUAAUGAAUGGAAACAAUGUACCUACCAUAUGCGACAAUUAUUCAUGGUAAUUGAUUGAUGUUGUUCUAGUCUAAUUCAAAGUUAGUCUUUAUCAUAGAUUUUGGAUAUUAACUAAAAAAAAUAUUGAAAAACAAUUUAUAGAAUUUCUCAUUUCUGUUAUUUGAAUUCAUCUUUGUCUUCACUUCCUGUUUUCUUUUCAAGAAAGAAAUGAUAUUUAAUUAAUUCUUUUUAGUUUCUUUAAAUCGGAUCUUUUUUAUCAAAUAUGAAAAAUUAAAAUGAACUCUACUGAUUGAUGUAUUGAUUAGUUGAAGUGGUUUUGUAUAGAUUGGUUUGAUCUAUAGGUUGAAUUUCUAUGUAGAUUGAUGUCAGUUGACAUUAAUUGUUGGGGACGUAUAAAGUAGAUCAUUAUUGAUUUAGAUGAACUUCCGUUAUAUUAUAUUAUUUAGUAUGAACUCUGGUUAUCGUUUUUGAACACAAUUUUACUAUGAUUUUUGUUUGGUGAUAACUAUCUCAAGCCUGGAUAAAGGAGAAGGGUUGGGCAUGGGGUUAGCGACCCCAUCCCGUAGAAAGCUGACUCGCUAAAAAACGUUAACCAGAAAAAAUUAUUCAAACAAUUUAAACUCUGUGCUGAGAGUCAAAAGGUCUUCAUUUAGAAGAGUUAUGACGCCUCAUGGUGAAAGUCGAGUUCCUUCGGAAGUCACGAGGCUGAUGCCCCUUCUGACAACCAGAGCAACCAUUUAUCUAGGUACAUGGAAUCCUCGUACAAUGUGGAAGAGUCUCCCAAAUUGCUGCAGAAAUGAAGAGAUACAACCUGGAGGUGCUUGGAAUCAGUGAACACAUUAGACACAGGUUGGACAACAACGACUAACUUCAGGGGAACUUCUGUUAUACUCCGGCCAUGAUGAAGAAAAUGCCCCACAUACACAAGGAGUUGCAUUGAUGCCUUAGGAUGGAAAUCUCAUGGACCAAGGAUCAUCAAAGCCUCUUUCAAAACGAAGAAAGAGGGCAUUUCAAUGAACGUCAUCCAAUGUUAUGUACCUACCAAUGAUUAAAAUGAAGAAGUUAAAGAUCAGUUAUAAAAUAGGCUGCAGUCAGUCGUUGAGAAGUGCCUAACAAAGGACUUGACCAUUCUGAUGGGAGACCUAGAUGCCAAGGAUGGAAUGGAGAACAUCGGAUAUGAAGACAUCAUGGGACGAAAUGAACUGGGAGAAAGGAACGAAAAUGGUGAGAGAUUUGCAAACCUGUAUGCCUUCAACAAACUGGUCAUAGGCGGCACUAUAUUCCCACAUAACCAGUAACAGUAAGUAACAGGAGUAAGUACGUAAGUAAAAUAACUAUCCAGUUUAUAAGUUUUGAUCAUUAUGACCUAUAUACUGGGGUCAUCAUCAAAUUACUACACUUACUAAACUGGUCUUCUUACUCUGGUUAGUGUAGCAAGAAAAACGAGAAUGGAAGUAAUCUCGUUCACUGUAUUAAAGUUGGCGUUGAAAAAUAUUAACAUAGUGCACGAAUACAUCAGUACCAUUGUAAACUGGAGAACACUGGACAGUUUUUUGUCGUAAUGUGGGGCUCAUCAGAAGUGAGGAACUACAACCAUAAAAGAGAUCUAGCCCAUAAACUAGUUUCUUGGUAAACCCUUGACCAUUAGAACUAUUGAGUUAUUGUCCAGUGAGUGGUACAGCUUCAACUUCAACCAACUUGAAAUAAAAAACAAAGAUAAUUCAAAACCAUUGGUAACCAUUUUAUUCAAGGAAUUUCUGAAAUACACUGAUCACGAUAUCACACUAAAAGUUCAGGAAAAUUCUGAAGUUACUAGUGAGUUAAAUAUCAUAUUUGAUUUCAGGAAUGUUAUAUCCCGAUGUGAACAAUGAAUGGUAACUGUUGGAAUAUAUUUCUGGACUAUUACUAUACAUAUAUUUUUAUUGUAUAAUUGCUAAGUAACUAAACUAUGCAUAUUCAUGUUCCUCUUACCAUAAGCUUUAUUUUAACUCAUAGACUAUUAUUAUACGAUUUACCAUUCAUGAGUUAUGCCCAGUCUAUCAAUUACCAUCUCCCACAUUCACAGCCACUUUUGGAUAAAUCUUGUACAAAUGUUGUUUCCUAUUUUAUGCUAUGAUGUGGUCUCUUUGGUUUGUAUAUAAACAGAGCAUGUUUGAAAUACAUGAUUCAUAUCGCAGAGGCUGAGAUUGGUGUUCUGGACUUAACAGGUAGGGCUAGGCAGAAAGCAGGACCGAUAAGGACUCUAGACUGCUCAUACAAGUUCUAUGCAGCAUAGGUCCGAUCGAUAAUUCACUGUUCUCUAAUUGGUGGUGUCAUUACAUUAUACAUUGAUAGGGGCACAAACCCACAAGUUAUAACAAAGAGGUAUUGUGAAGACUGAUUUAAUCAGUAGAUUUUCUUGUCUCAGUUGAGGAUACCAUUGAGAGUUAUGGAGCACUGGACAGUUUUUUCAUCUUAGUAUUGGACUCUUUAAAUUAAGACAAAACAGCUGUCCAAUGCUCUCUAGUUUUCACUGAAGUAUUUAUUACUAAAAUCAUAUCACCACAAAUUAUGUACAAUAAUUUACCUGUCAUUCGACCAUAAUUCCUGAACAUAUCAGUAACCACCUCCUUGUGUACAAUGUUGUUAUGAAUAGAAGUGGUUUAAUUAGAAAUCAAUAUUUAAGUUAUUGACUGAUAAGUUAGAAAUUCUCUACUUCGAACUUUGAUUCAUACUAUUACUUAGGGUGAAUAAUCUUAUUGAACAAUUUUUACAAGAAACAGAUUAAUCAAUAUAAAUCAAUCAAUAAUUUCUGC